Medioppia subpectinata is the source of this 1185-nucleotide messenger RNA. The record is from the annotation of a GenBank genome assembly. Lineage: Eukaryota; Metazoa; Arthropoda; Arachnida; Sarcoptiformes; Oppiidae.
UGUUAUUGCGUGAAUCCAUUGGACGGCAAGUUUACGUUUGGUCUGUCAUUAUUAGAGGACGCGUCAAACGUGACGUGUAAGUGUGCCGACCAUUUCUAUCAGACCUACUCUACCAUACCGUCAAAGGCGUGCCGUCGGGAUGAGGACACAGGUAAGUGCUCGUGUCACAAAUCGCCCGACAGUAACGCGUGCGCCGAUGAAGUGGAUCAGCUAAAUCUGGAGCGAUUUGCGCAGAUCAGCCCCAAGUGCAGCGGUACCGGCAAUUUUGAGCCCUUACAGUGCAUUAAUGGCACCUGUUUUUGUGUGGAUGAGGCCACCGGUCGCCCCACACCCGAUAAGGCAGCUCUAUAUGGUGCACUUCAGACUUUACCAUGUUUUGAUUUGGAAAAAGCAAAAAAAGUAAAUACAAAGGAAUCGGACGCUAAUUAUCUAAACCCAUGUGAGAAGCAAUUGCGUCGACCCGAAGCCCUAUCCUUGGAGUUCAAGAAGAAGGGCACAGAACUGAAGAAUAUGAAGGAAGUGGUCUGUUCUCCUGAUGGCAAAUACGCCCUCAAACAGUGCACCGACACCGUGUGUAUGUGUGUGAAGCCGGACACCGCCGGACUGGCCGACAAUUAUCGUUUGGACUUAGCCAAGGCUACGGACAUGGAGUGCAUGUGCGCUCUGCAGGGAUACCUCUCCAAACAGGGCACCUCCUAUAAUAACUUGGCCUGCGAUCCAUCGGGCAAUUUCCAGGCCUACCAGUGCUCGAGCGAAGGUCGCAAAUGCAAUUGCGUGGACCCGUAUGGGGCGGCCAUCAGCGAAGAGGUGGACACCCAAUUGCGUCGACCCGAAGCCCUAUCCUUGGAGUUCAAGAAGAAGGGCACAGAACUGAAGAAUAUGAAGGAAGUGGUCUGUUCUCCGGAUGGCAAAUACGCCCUCAAACAGUGCACCGACACCGUGUGUAUGUGUGUGAAGCCGGACACCGCCGGACUCGCCGACAAUUAUCGUUUGGACUUAGCCAAGGCUACGGACAUGGAGUGCAUGUGCGCUCUGCAGGGAUACCUCUCCAAACAGGGCACCUCCUAUAAUAACUUGGCGUGCGAUCCAUCGGGCAAUUUCCAGGCCUACCAGUGCUCGAGCGAAGGUCGCAAAUGCAAUUGCGUGGACCCGUAUGGGGCGGCCAUCAGCGAAGAGGUGGACACC